Molecule: messenger RNA, 389 nt
Organism: Macrosteles quadrilineatus (aster leafhopper)
Lineage: Eukaryota; Metazoa; Arthropoda; Insecta; Hemiptera; Cicadellidae
Product: gastrula zinc finger protein XlCGF49.1-like
Exons: 2
Coding region: 22-273 (83 amino acids)
Source: RefSeq, a predicted model, not a curated record
CAAAUGUAACAAGUGUGGAUAAUGUUAAAACUGAGGUUGUCGGGAACAGCAAGCAACCGGAUACACAUCGGAUCUCGCAACUUCUUCUGUGGUACUUGUGGGAAUAGCUACACCACUGCCAACGGCCUCAAUAUUCACAAGAAGCUGUAUUGCGGCAAAGAACCUAAGUUCUCGUGUAAAGUGUGCGGACACAAGUUCUAUCAGAAAGUGAAUGUGAAGAGCCACAUGCUUGCCCUGCAUCCUAACAUUCCGUUUAGCAUGAGCGAGUUGUAGAUGUAUUGUGAUAUUGGAUCAGUAUUAUUUGUUGGCUGUUGAUAGGUUAUUUUUUAAUUUUGUUUUUUAUAGGAAUUUGUAUUUAUUUUGUCAUUGUGUAUGCCUGUCAAUUUAAU